Messenger RNA from Onychostoma macrolepis, 2049 nucleotides. RefSeq names its product solute carrier family 25 member 32a (gene slc25a32a). Gene Ontology annotation, molecular function: folic acid transmembrane transporter activity; FAD transmembrane transporter activity. Gene Ontology annotation, biological process: folate import into mitochondrion; nucleotide transport. NCBI's taxonomy places the organism in Eukaryota, Metazoa, Chordata, Actinopteri, Cypriniformes, Cyprinidae. Bases 232 to 1206 code for a protein of 324 amino acids. The transcript is spliced from 7 exons. The record is from RefSeq and is a predicted model, not a curated record. Gene Ontology annotation, cellular component: mitochondrion.
CAUCUUAUCCCGCAGUGGAGAGGAGUGCAGGUCAGACGAACGGGAGCGAUUAAUGAUGGCCCAGAGGUGGCUGCUGAAUUUAAUAGGGGCAUUGGUUACUUGAUGUUUAUAUAUAUAUAUAUAAAUAUCUAUAUUUUUUAAACAGGGUUAGUGUGCCGCUGUCUGCCCUCACAAAGUAUAUUUUACUGCCUCUUGCUGCUCAGGGUGUCCGUCUCUAGUACGUAAACAAACAUGACCGCUACCAUUUCCAGGCAGAGACAAGCUGCAGUCGCUGCAGACUCCUCUGGCUCUUCUUUUUCUCUUACUGCAAGCCUCCUGCGACUCUCGAAACACAUCAAAUAUGAAAAUCUUGCUGCUGGACUUAGCGGGGGUGUUAUUUCCACAAUGGUGUUGCACCCCCUGGAUCUGAUCAAAAUCAGGUUCGCAGUAAGUGAUGGUCUGAAAAUGCGACCCCAGUACGAUGGCUUGAUGCACUGCAUGAAGACCAUCUGGAAGAUGGAAGGGAUUAGAGGUCUCUAUCAGGGUGUGACCCCCAACAUCUGGGGGGCCGGGGCAUCAUGGGGCCUGUACUUCCUCUUUUAUAAUGCUAUUAAAGCGUACACGCAGGAGGGACGGCAAACAGAGCUGAGUGCUGGCGAACACCUGGUGUCUGCAGCGGAGGCAGGCAUGCUGACGCUUUGCCUCACCAACCCAGUCUGGGUGACAAAGACCCGGCUGGUGCUGCAGUACAAUGCAGACCCUUCACGGAAGCAGUACAAGGGAAUGAUGGACGCCCUCGUGAAAAUAUACCGUCACGAGGGUAUCCCGGGACUCUACAGGGGUUUCGUGCCUGGACUGGUGGGGACUUCCCAUGCUGCACUGCAGUUCAUGACCUAUGAGGGGCUAAAAAGAGAGCAGAACAAAUACAAGAAGAUGCCAUCUGAAUCGCUGCUGUCUCCAUUGGAAUACAUCACCAUGGCAGCCAUUUCCAAAAUAUUUGCUGUAGCAGUGACCUACCCGUACCAGGUGGUGCGCGCUCGCCUGCAGGACCAGCACAACAACUACAGUGGCAUAGUGGACGUCAUCAGGAGGACAUGGAGCAACGAGGGGGUCGAGGGCUUUUACAAAGGCAUGGUCCCAAACCUGGUGCGAGUCAUUCCAGCAUGCUGCAUCACAUUUUUGGUGUUCGAAAAUGUGUCGCGCCUGCUUUUGGGCGAGUAUCACUAAAGCUUCAGGUGCGCUCACACCAAACGCAACCACGGACCAACUCGACGCAAUAUACCAGGACUGUGUGUAUGUGUGUGUGUGUGUGUUAGAGACGAGCAGGAAUACCAAACAUUUCCUGUUUAACUCUGAACUCGACAUGCAGACAAAACUAGCAUUUAGUGUGUGCACUGAAUUAACAGAAGAAACUACAGGUGCAUAUAUAUAUAUAUAUAUAUAUAUAUAUAUAUAUAUAUAUAUAUAUGAGAUUGUUGUAUUGUUGAGUUUAUUGAGAGAAUAUACAUAUUGUCUUGAAUAUUCAACUACAAAAGGUGUCAUUUCAAGAUCUGAAUUGAUUUCUAGUUGUCAAUGACAAGAACGGCUCAUGGAAAAGUGGAUUCAAGCCAUCCUGUGACAAUGGAACCGAACACCGUAUUCACCAAACACAGUGCUUAAGAAGAUGUUUGUCUUUUUUUUACGAUAUUUUCACCAAACAGCUCCUAUAUUUGCUGAGCUCUGCGAGAGAACGAAGCCACUCAGCAGAUCUCGGCUGGCUGGGCAUGCUCAGGAAAUGAUGUCACGCUGCAGGAUAAUAGCACACAGGCAUGGAGAAACUGAUACUUUACUGGAGGACAGGAGCAGAUUUUAACCAGAUGUGUGUAGAUGACAUCUACUGGAAGAGAGGAGCGCUUUAACUGCAAUGAAAGAACUGAGUAACUGAGAGGCUGUUAUGUUUGUAUGUAUAAAUGUGCUAUUGUCUGUGAUGCACAAAGAAGAGCUGAUGUACGUAUAAGCCAUUUUUACACAUCUAAUAAAGGAAAAUAUGGAACAGACAAAGGAGCCUGAGCUAUUGUACAAACUAUGUUU